AUGGACACGACAGAUUGUGUGUUGUAUCAAAGGCGAACUUUUCCAUUAUCCCCCAUCAUCAGUAUCUCUUCUUUUUAUCGCCCCUCUUACUAUACCUGCUACAGAACUAUGAAUCAACGAGUAAUUGCAGAUCCAAAUGUUUGUGAAGCAGGCGGCAUAGCCAAGCUCGGUACCCUCCCAGAAGUAACCCAGGCGUCAAAAGGAGCAGCGUGGCCUUGGCCCUGCUGGAAGGUUGAGCAGAGUCGGUCACCUCAGUCUCUUCAGAUACAGAUGAAGUGCAUCAGGGGUCUCAAGAACAAGGUGCCCCAAGGCUCCUACCUCCUCAAAGUGUCCCUGCUUGGCCAACCAGGCGGCCGUGUCUUGCAAUGGUACCCAGCGGAGCAGCUGAAGACCAGAACACACCCAGUGAGGCAUGGUGGAAACUUUUAUGAUGUGGGAUUGUUUUUCCAUGAAAGCCUUUAUGUGGUACUCCCGCCUAAGAAGGAUGUGGAACUUGGCAUGGCAUUCUUGUUUGAACUCUUUCUCCUUCGUGGGAAAUAUACUUAUCUCCACCAGGUUGUGGGCUGGGCAACCUUCCCUUUGUAUGAUAGCAGUAUGGAUGUGGUGGAAGGAAAAUUCAAGUGUCCACUUCUCCGAGGACAUUAUGAUCAGAAAGUCGACAGCUUCAAGAAAACUGAAGAUCUGAUUUGCUUGGACCUGGACCACUGGCUGUGCAAUCUCUAUUUUCAGGUAAUUAAACUUCCUCUACAUUUGAAUGAUCAAAAAAACCACAAAAGGCAUAUUCAGCUUCCCCCUGAGUUUCCAGAUUGUUUAAUGGCUGAAGCAGAAUCAAGUGUGGAUAAUACAGAGAAAAAGAGUUGUUCCUCAAGGAGUGAUGAAGCGAAAUCUUUCUCACACUCAUCUCAAGCCCUAGGAAGCAUUUCUAAUAAAAUUAGUCCCUGCCCUACGGACUGUGAUCUCAGUCUCUCGAAAGAAGACCAUGAAUUACACAAUAAGUUUUUAGAUGAUAUAACAACACUGGUGGAACUGAACGUGAUGUCAUAUGCGUUUGCUUUGAUACUUCAGAGGCACCUGGUGUUUGGUGGUGUUAUUGUUGAUGUGCAGUCCUGUGACCCUGAAAAACCAACUGCUUGGAAAACUGGAGAAACUGAAGACUAUUCACAAGAUACAUCUUAUUUGGAGGAGCUGGAAAAACACAAAUUUUCAGUUUGCCGUUCCUCAGCUGCUGCUGACGCUGCAUCUGGAGAAUUCUUCAAGCAUCUCCGUUUUCUGCUGCUGUCAGUGUUUUCCGAACUUGAGUUCGCUCAAUGGCAAAGCCAGGGCUUCUGGUACAUCAUCCUGCUGAUGGCUUCUCUCUGGUUCCUGAGGCUCUACCUGCAUUAUCUCAGCCAGUGGUUUUUCCUCCAGGCCAUUUCAACUCCUGUUACAAAAUUCCAUUUUUCCCCCCUCACAGUGGAGCUCUGCUACCCAACCUCAUCCCUUCACAUCGCAGAAGAGAUGCUUGUGGUUGUGGGGGGGCCUUUCAUGCUGAACGCAGUGGUACUUUCCUUGGUCCUGGUCAGAUGGGGCUGUCAGCUACUGUUUGCCUUCUGCCCUGAUGUCCUGUCAAAGUUAAUCAUCACCAUGGCACUAUGGGCAGUUCUGGACCCACUGGCAGUAUUUAUUGUGGAUAUUGUCCUGGGGCGACUCACGCAGAGUGGGGAGACUCCGGUAGCUGAUGCAGCGAAACUGUACUGGAUGUUUGAAAGAACCAUGCAAUCCGGAAUUCUUGGUGUGAUGCUCACGGUGCUACUUUAUGUCCUACUGUUCAUCAUUUCGUCUUUGAUUUUAUAUGUGUAUUGUCUCAGGUAA
Messenger RNA from Cervus elaphus (red deer), 1851 nucleotides. RefSeq lists its product as uncharacterized. The coding region runs from base 1 to 1851 and encodes 616 amino acids. Gene Ontology annotation, cellular component: perinuclear region of cytoplasm. NCBI's taxonomy places the organism in Eukaryota, Metazoa, Chordata, Mammalia, Artiodactyla, Cervidae. The transcript has 10 exons. The record is from RefSeq and is a predicted model, not a curated record.